Messenger RNA from Oryza sativa Japonica Group (Japanese rice), 2014 nucleotides. Its product is annotated as zinc finger BED domain-containing protein RICESLEEPER 2-like. Gene Ontology annotation, molecular function: protein dimerization activity; DNA binding. Lineage: Eukaryota; Viridiplantae; Streptophyta; Magnoliopsida; Poales; Poaceae. The record is from RefSeq and is a predicted model, not a curated record.
AUGAAGAAUUGGAAAUUUGACCAAGAAGUGUCACGGAAAGAACUUCUUAGGAUGAUUGUGUUGCAAGAGUUACCCUUUAGCAUUGUUGAGCAUGUUGGAUUUAGGAGAUUUGUUGCAAGUUUAAAUCCAUAUUUUAAGGUGAUAUCAAGAACCACACUGAGAAAUGAUUGUAUGGCUGCUUAUGAGGAUCAUAAGUUAGCUUUAUUUGAUGUCUUGAAGAGCUCAAAUUCUCGAGUAUCUCUUACUGCCGACAUGUGGACUUCCAUCCAGAACUUAGGCUAUUUGUGUGUUACCUGUCAUUACAUUGAUAAUGAAUGGAAGUUGCAAAAGAGAAUUAUAAAGUUUGCUCUAGUGCCGACCCCACAUGAUGGCAUCACUAUGUUUAGUGAAAUGCUAAAGGCCAUUCAGGAGUGGCAUAUCGAAAAUAAGUUAUUCAGUGUUACCUUAGACAAUGCAAGUGUGAAUGAUACAAUGAUGACUCAUCUGAAAACCAAUCUUGUUGGUAAGACAAUGUUGCCUUGUGAUGGAGUGUUGUUGCAUUUCCGCUGUGCUGCCCAUAUAUUCAAUCUAAUUGUCCAAGAUGGGCUAAAAACCAUGAGCAACGCCAUUAACAGUAUAAGAGAAAGUGUUAAAUAUGUUCGGAGUUCGCAAUCACGUGGUCAAAGGUUUGAAGAGAUGAUUGCUCAAGUGGGAAUAAAAACUAACAGACGACCAUCGCUUGAUGUAUCAACGAGAUGGAAUUCGACAUACUUAAUGCUCGAGUCAUCUUUAUUGGUCAGAAUGGCCUUUGAAGCCUUGGAUCGGCAUGACAUAAAUUAUUUGCAUCAACCCUUCGAUUAUCAAUGGACAAUGGCUGAGAAGCUUUGUGCUUUGUUGAAAGUUUUCUAUGAAGCUACUGUUGCAGUAUGUGGUAUGUUGUACCCAACUUCAACAUGCUAUUUUCAUGAACUUUGGAAGAUAAAGAUGGUUUUGGACAAGGAGGCUACAAAUGAAGAUGUCACCAUUGCAUCUAUUGUCAAGGAAAUGAAAGAAAAAUUUAAGAAGUACUGGGACGCUCAAUACUUGCAAAUAUGUUUCCCGGUUAUUUUUGAUCCAAGGUAUAAGUACAAAUUCAUUGAGUUUCGUUUGAAGUCUGCAUUUGGAGCUGCUGCAACUCCUUACCUUAAGGAAAUCAAGAGUAAUAUGCAGAAAUUGUUUGAUGAAUAUUCUGCCAAGUAUGGGGGCUCAAACAACAUCAAUUCUCAGCCCGAAACAAGUGUUGAGCAGAAUGUUGAUGCAAGUAAUCAAUUCGCUGAUUGGAGACAGUUUCUACAUGACAAAAGCAGGAGCAAAGUAAAGAGUGAGCUUAGUCGAUAUCUUGCUGAUAUGCCUCAGGAAGGUGAUUUCCAAGAUGGGCAUGAUUUUGAUAUCUUGAACUGGUGGAUGGUAAACAAAACAAAGUACCCUGUGAUUUCACGAAUGGCACGUGAUGUUUUGGCUAUUCCAGCAACAUCAGUGGCAUCAGAGGCAGCAUUUUCAACUGGAGAAAGGAUCAUUAGUGACUAUAGAAGUAGACUUUCGAGCAGUACUGUAGAGGCAUUGAUUUGCCUUCAAGAUUGGAUGAGGGCAGAAGGUUUGGGUGAUUUCUUUGCACGUGAUCUUGCUGAGAGUGAUGACCAAAAUGUGCAACAUUCAGGUGAAAAUGCCUAUACACCUCUAGUAACAUGUAGUACCAGCACAACAACCAGCAGCAGGUAAUAUAGAAAAAGACCGGAAGAGCUCAUAGAGUUGGAAGCAGUUGUUUGUCACUUUGUCAAUUGGGACAGUUGGUUUAUCAUGAAGAGAAAAUGCAUCAUCAUCACUCUAACUUUAGUCAUGAUGUUGAAGGAAAAGAAUGGUGUUCUUAUUCAGUACUAUACUUGUUAUGUCAUUGAAAAAGAAUACUUUCACAUGAAAAUAAUACAGUUUUCAUGUGCUAAAUUUGGGAUAUGGAGUAGUUAUGUGCUUGUGUGAUUGAUGAACCUAAUUAAACAGA